Messenger RNA from Labeo rohita (rohu), 1094 nucleotides. RefSeq names its product NBL1, DAN family BMP antagonist (gene nbl1). Bases 255 to 779 code for a protein of 174 amino acids. The record is from RefSeq and is a predicted model, not a curated record. NCBI's taxonomy places the organism in Eukaryota, Metazoa, Chordata, Actinopteri, Cypriniformes, Cyprinidae. Gene Ontology annotation, biological process: animal organ morphogenesis. The transcript is spliced from 4 exons. Gene Ontology annotation, molecular function: BMP binding; receptor ligand activity.
CACACGCACGCACACACACACACGCACUCGGCGCUGGGCAGCGACUGCAGCGAACGGCUCCGCUGGCUGUGUGUUUGAAAGACACGGACCGACACAUCACGUUUCUUCUGACUCUCGUGCGUGUGUGUGUGUGUGUUGGUGAUGUAAUUGUUUAACUCCAGCAGGUCAUAACAGGGCGAACCGUCCGUUAAUCACCAUAUGAGAUCCGUCAGCGGGACAUCAGACACAGAGACGCUCGAGAAACCGUUUCCGCGAUGUGGCCGCGCGUUCUGCUGGCGUGUUUGCUGCUGGAGUUGUGCGGCGCGGCUCCGCACGCUCACAUCAACCGCCUCGCGCUCUUCCCCGACAAAAGCGCCUGGUGCGAAGCCAAAAACAUCACGCAGAUCGUCGGACACACGGGCUGCACGCCACGAUCCAUCCAAAACAGGGCCUGUCUGGGUCAGUGUUUCAGCUACAGUGUGCCCAACACCUUCCCACAAUCCACCGAGUCUCUGGUCCAUUGCGACUCCUGCAUGCCGGCGCAGACGCAGUGGGAGGUGGUGACUCUGGACUGCUCGGGCAGCGACGAAGCCCCGCGCGUGGAUAAGUUAGUGGAGCGCAUCCUCCACUGCAGCUGCCAGUCGUGCAGUAAAGAGAGCAGCCAGGAGGGGGCGCUGCUGCAGCUGUACCCGUCAGAGGGAGCGCUGGAGACGCCGUCGCUGUCGGACGCCACGCACACGCAGCACGCUCACAUGCACGCCGACGCGCAUUUAGACGUACACGCGCCCGAGGCCGGCUGAUGCGCGCACGCACGCGCGCACGUUACGCUUUCCAGCCUACUGAACUCCCCGUCUCCCUCUCUGUCUGUCUAAAGCACUUUUUCACAUAGAGAUCACGACACUAAUCAAGACUUUAUCACAAUCACUGAAGCUUCAGUCAGCUCUGUGAAUAAAUGCGCACACACACACACGCACACACACUAAACUAUAUAUUACUGACGCAUUCGCACACACGUCCAGAUCUAUAUAUCUGUAAUGUAGCCUGCAGGAACACGUACAGUCAGACUGUGUGUCACUCAUGUAAUAUUGUUUAAUCACAAUAAAAUGUGAAAUCAC